Messenger RNA from Entrophospora sp. SA101, 510 nucleotides. NCBI's taxonomy places the organism in Eukaryota, Fungi, Glomeromycota, Glomeromycetes, Entrophosporales, Entrophosporaceae. The record is from the annotation of a GenBank genome assembly.
AUGACAGAAAUAAUUUCCAAUGCUUCAAAUGGUUCCUCUUCUCAAAACCCAACUUUACCCAUAGAAGUAGCAUCAUCAUCAACUUUUAAACCAACUUUACGUCGUAAUCCUUUUGCAUUACAAGAGUAUUUACAGUCUUUAUUACGAAAUCAUAAAGAUGAUUUAGACUUAUUAGUGAAAUUACCAGCUGGUCAGAGUGAAGAAGCGUGGCAAUAUGAACAUCUAAGACAAUUAUGCCUUGAACUUAAUUAUUUGGUAGUACAACUUGAACCAGAAUGUAAUAAGCAAACAUGCCCUGAAAUGAAAGCAGACGAAUGGAUGUAUAGAUCUACAAAUUUAUUGAAUAGUCAUAAAUCUUUUCCUAGCAGAUUGUCAAUUCCAGAUACUUCAGUAAAACAUUAUCAGUCUAUUGCUAGAAGAUUAUACAGAAUAUUUGCACAUGCAUGGUUUCAUCAUAGAGAAAUAUUUAAAGAAUUUGAGUCUAUUGAAAAGUCAGAUACAUCAUCAUAA